Molecule: messenger RNA, 660 nt
Organism: Arachis duranensis
Lineage: Eukaryota; Viridiplantae; Streptophyta; Magnoliopsida; Fabales; Fabaceae
Product: protein FAR-RED IMPAIRED RESPONSE 1-like
Exons: 3
Coding region: 1-660 (219 amino acids)
Source: RefSeq, a predicted model, not a curated record
AUGACAGAGCAACCGAUCAACCAAUCUAUUCAUUGGAAUUGGGAGGGUUUCCGAGGGUCUCAUGUCAAAGCACCCACACGAAAGAACCCGAUUGCAGCUGUGCGGUGCAGAGCAAGAAUAUAUACAAAGUUUGACAAGAAAAAACAAGAUUGGGUCUUGUUGAAGGUUGAACUAAAUCACUCGCAUCCGUGUUCAACUAAAAAGGCAGUGCACUACCACAAGAAUAGGAAGUUGACAAUGUAUGCGAAGUGCGUCAUUGACGUUAAUGAUAAGGCGGGCAUUCGACCCAACAAGACCUUUCUAGCAUUGGCUAACAAAGUUGGUGGGCCUUCAAACUCGGGCUUCUUAGAGAAAGACGUCAGGAAUUACAUUUCAUCAAGACUUCGAUCCACAAAUGUCAACGCAAAUGUCAAGGAGAUGCUAAAUUACUUCAUGCGAAUGAAGGAGUUAAAUCCAAACUACUUUUACGCAGUGAAUGUAGAUGAAAUUAUAAGUUUACGAGUGCAGUUUGGGUGGAUGCAAAGUUUGGAUGUUUCUAAAUGUGGUUAUUCUUCUUUUAGACAUGGAUUGCCACUUGCCGUUUUUAUCGACGUGAACCACCAUGAUCUGUUUGAGGACCGUCACAUGUGGAUGCCAAUCUUUUUCAAGGGUCAAUUCUAG